AUGUCAGUUCUUGACCCCUACAAGCCUAUCGAUGAGCCCAUCAAUGGCCCAGUGCUCCCUUUCAAGUACCGCAACAGCUGGGAAGUAAUGCUGUUCAUUGAUAUCAGCCUUAGAUCAAUGGAACAACCCAUUGGGAAUAUUUGCAACAAGCUUUGCAACAAGCUAGAACAGCACCGCGAGGGAAAGCCAGAUGCGCUGGGAGAGAUUGUUCCCGGCCGCACGCGCCUAGCUUUGACAUUCCAUCUCAGCGAGCUUCCUCCUCCCCGGCAGUAUACCAACCCUCACGCGGUCUACGACGGAAUGAUCUAUCAUUUGUCAACUUUAUUCGACCGUGAGGAUCGGUUCGAAAACGCUUUUCGGGUUUGGAAGAAAUGGCGAUUUAUUGAUACUGUUGCUUUUGGGAUUUAUGAGAUUCCGGAGGAAAUUGAUCGGCUUUUGUGUUUGCAGGAGGGGUGUACAUGUAUGGAUUGCACUUAG
Messenger RNA from Aspergillus melleus, 477 nucleotides. RefSeq lists its product as uncharacterized. NCBI's taxonomy places the organism in Eukaryota, Fungi, Ascomycota, Eurotiomycetes, Eurotiales, Aspergillaceae. The transcript has a single exon. The record is from RefSeq and is a predicted model, not a curated record. Bases 1 to 477 code for a protein of 158 amino acids.